Coregonus clupeaformis (lake whitefish) is the source of this 2754-nucleotide messenger RNA. Its product is annotated as NLR family CARD domain-containing protein 3-like. NCBI's taxonomy places the organism in Eukaryota, Metazoa, Chordata, Actinopteri, Salmoniformes, Salmonidae. The record is from RefSeq and is a predicted model, not a curated record. The transcript has 4 exons. Gene Ontology annotation, molecular function: protein binding. The annotation marks the transcript as partial.
GAGAAUAUUAUGACAUUUGUGAAGAACGAGCUGAAGAUGUUCAAGAGGAUUCUUAGUCCAGAACUCCCAGAAGGCUUUGAGAGUCAGAAGCAGGAUAAGGAAGUGGUGGAUGCUGAAGAUGAGAAGCAGGAGAGCAGUGCCAGAGAGGGGGCUCUGAAGAUCACACUGCACGUCCUGAGGAAAAUGAACCAGAAUGAGCUUGCUGACACACUGGAGAAAAAUGAGCUUGCUGUGAUUUGCCAACGUGAACUCAAAUCUAAUCUAAAGAAGAAGUUUCAAUGUGUAUUUGAGGGGAUCGCUAAACAAGGAAACCCAACACUUCUCAAUAAGAUCUACACAGAGCUCUACAUCACAGAGGGUGGAACAGGAGAGGUCAAUAAUGAACAUGAGCUGAGACAGAUUGAGACAACAACCAGGAAACAAGCAAGACCAGAGACUGCAGUCAAAUGUAACGACAUCUUCAAACCCUUAACUGGACAAGACAAACUUAUCAGAACUGUGCUGACAAAGGGAGUCGCUGGCAUUGGAAAAACAGUCUCUGUGCAGAAGUUCAUUCUGGACUGGGCUGAAGGUAAAGCAAAUCAGGAUGUCCAAUUUGUAUUUUCAUUCCCUUUUCGGGAGCUGAAUUUGAUGAAAAAGGAAAAACACACUUUGAUUGAACUUCUCAAUCACUUCUCAAUGGAAACCAAAGAAUUAAGAAUCUCCAACUACGACAAGUACAAAUUUCUGUUCAUCUUUGAUGGUCUGGAUGAGUGCCGACUGCCCCUAGACUUCCAGAAGAACAAGAUCUGUUGUGACGUCACAAAGUCAACCUCAGUGGAUGUUCUGCUGACAAAUCUCAUCAAGGGAAAUCUGCUUCCCUCUGCUCUCCUCUGGAUAACUACCCAACCUGCAGCAGCCAAUAAGAUCCCUUCAGGGUGUGUUGACCAGGUGACAGAGGUACGAGGGUUCAAUGACCCACAGAAGGAGGAGUACUUCAGGAAGAGAUUCAGUGAUGAGGACCUGGCCAGCAGAAUCAUUUCACACAUAAAGACAUCAAGGAGCCUCCACAUCAUGUGCCACAUUCCAGUCUUCUGUUGGAUUUCUGCAAUAGUCCUUGAACACAUGCUGAAACAUAAGAGAGAAGAGAUGCCCAAGACUCUGACUGAGAUGUUCAUACACCUUGUGGUGUUUCAUACCAAACAGAAGAAUGAAAAGUAUCUUGGGAAAGAAGAGACAGGUCCACACUGGAAUAAAGAGAGCAUUCUGUCACUGGGAAAACUGGCUUUUCAACAGCUUAUGAAUGGCAAUCUGAUUUUCUAUGAAGAAGACCUGAAAGAGGCUGGAAUUGAUGUCAAUGAAGCCUCUGUGUACUCAGGAUUGUGCACACAGCUCUUUAAAGAUGAAUGUGGGCUGUACCAGGAAAAGGUGUACUGCUUCGUGCAUCUGAGCAUUCAGGAGUUUCUGGCUGCUGUAUAUGUGUUCCUCUCAUUCAUCAACAACAAUGAGAAUCUAAUGGAUGAACCUCAAUCAAAGUCAAGGAACUUUUCUUCGCUGUUCAGAGACUACAAGCCUGAAGUCACUGUCUACAAGAGUGCUGUGGAUAAAGCCUUACUAAGUGAGACAGGAAACCUGGACCUGUUCCUCCGCUUCCUUCUGGGCCUCUCACUGGAGUCCAAUCAGAAACACUUACGAGGUGUACUGACAAAGACAAGAAGCAGCUCACAGAGCCAUAAAGAAACAGUCAAGUACAUCAAGGAGAAGAUCAGGGAGAAUCCCUCUCCAGAGAGGUGCAUCAAUCUGUUCCACUGUCUGAAUGAACUGAAGGACCAUUCUCUAGUGGAGGAGAUCCAAAGCUACCUGAGCUCAGGAAGUCUCUCAGAAGCCAAACUGUCACCUGCACAGUGGUCAGCUCUGGUCUUUGUGUUGCUGACUUCUGAAAAGGAGCUGGAUGUGUUUGACCUGAAGAAAUACUCCAGAUCAGAGGAAGGUCUUCUGAGGCUGCUGCCAGUGGUCAAAGCCUCCAGAGCUGCUCUGCUGUCAGGCUGUGGAGUCACAGAGAAAGCCUGUGCUUCUCUGGUCUCAGCUCUGAAGUCAAACCCCUCACACCUGAGAGAGCUGGACCUGAGUAACAAUGACCUGAAGGAUUCAGGAGUGAAGCUGCUCUCUGCUGUCCUGGGGAAUCCCCACUGUAAACUCACACUGGACCCAAACACAGUAAACAGACUCCUCUCUCUGUCUGAGGAGAACAGAAAGGUGACAUGUAGGAGAGAGGAGCAGCUGUAUCCUGAUCACCCAGAGAGAUUUGAGGACUGGAGACAGGUGCUGUGUAGAGAGGGUCUGACUGGGUGCUGUUACUGGGAGGUAGAGUGGAGUGGGGGAGGGGCUGAUAUAGGAGUGGCAUAUAAAGGAAUCAGCAGGAGAGGAAGGCUUGAGGACUGUUGUCUUGGAUACAAUGACAAGUCCUGGAGUCUGAUCUGCUCUGACAACAGUUACAUUGCCUGUCACAAUGAUAAUCUCACUACCAUAGACGUCCCCUCCUCCAGCUCCCACAGAGUAGGAGUGUAUCUGGACUGGCCAGCCGGCACUCUGUCCUUCUACAUAGUCUCCUCUGACACACUGACCCACCUGAACACAUUCCACUCCACAUUCACUGAGCCCCUCUAUCCAGGGUUUAAUGUUUUGUAUGAUGGGGACUCAGUUUCCCUGUAAAUAAUAAUAAUAACCAUGGUAACACUGACACACACACACACACACACACUGGACACACACACA